Molecule: messenger RNA, 2262 nt
Organism: Amoebophrya sp. A120
Lineage: Eukaryota; Dinophyceae; Syndiniales; Amoebophryaceae
Source: the annotation of a GenBank genome assembly
GUGGAUUCGGGGCUCGACGCGAGCGGUACGAAGGUCUUGGGCGCGGCGGGGGUGGGGGCUGCGCAGACGCAGGCCCCGAGUCUGCGGUCCGAGUGCCUGAAGAAGUUCCUCUACGAGCCCGAACGGAAACUGCUCGCGGCCGAAAAGAAGCGGCUCGUUGAUGACGCGAAACACGAAGAAACACGGGUGACAACAGUGGAAGACGGCACGGAGACAAUGCAGGAAUAUCGCUACCGAGAAUUGGAAGAGCAAAAUGACUUCGCGACCGUGACACUCGACCUGGUACCGGGUCUGCGCGCGCGCAACAUCGUCACUGGAGAGGACUACAAACUCGCUAUGCACCUGAGUUCUAAAUAAAAGCCUACCGACAACCACGAGUGCAAGUUGAGCACGACUGGUGCGCAGAAAUAAAAUUUCUCAUGCGUUGUAUGCGUACCUCCUAACAAGACUUUCGGAUUUGCUUGUUUAGCAACUUUCCCGCCUUGGCUUUGGUUUUGGUACGCUUUUACAUAGGAUUUUCAUUGCGGUCAAUCCCGUGACGCAGGAGGUCGCCGUUCGGGGUCCGGUAUCAAAUGUAAAAAUGUCUGGGUCUGGAAGAUUCCGAGAUUUGGCAUUCAGUUUUUCCAAGCUCCGCCAAGACUGAAACGCAGAACCGAGCAUCACAGGUUGUGCAGCCCCUUAGUGAUGCCCAUUCCGCAUAAGAACUGCCCUCUCAGAAUGGUCAGAAAUAGGGGCCUUUUGCAAGCCAUGCAACACAAAUUUUUGCAGGAUGCGCACCACGCAUCACAAGUUCGCAGCCUUCCAGACCAAGACAUUUUUGCAAUGCAUAUCCGGGGGAUGCCGACGACGCAGAGCCACGGGUGAUGGCCAAUCCCUGUCUGUUAUUCUGAGUAAAAACGUCCCCAGCCCAUAGUUGUCAUGCAGAUUUGCAUUUACAGGAAGAUUUGUAAUGCGCAUCCCCAUGAGAGAAAUUUUCCAUAGUGUUUUGGAAUUUGUAAUGCUAUAAACAACAUGAGUAGAUGGCUUUGUGAUGCGGCUGCACUUGCUAAACUGCACUACAAUACAGAGAGGAACUUGUCAUGCGUGACUCCCAAAACUUCUCGACUUGUGUUGCGAGAUCCGCAUCUUGACUAUGGGGUGGGGACGUUUUUACAUAGGAUAUCUGUUACAUCUCGAAUCGCUGCGCAACCACCCGCGCCUGCGCAAGACCAUGGUGGAAGAAGUAUCCUGAGUAAAAACGUAACCAUCUUUCCAGAUGAAUUUUGUCAUGCUAAAAACGCGCCAGGACGUCCGUGUAUCAUGUGCUGCCCGAUGAGGUCGAGCAUUUGCUGGUGAGUGCUGCGUGGGAAUGCGUCAAAACUCCAGGCUUUUCUAUGUGGUGGUUGCGUUUUUACUCCGGAUAUAGGGAUAUCGAACCCUUGGGUCCGGACGAGAUCGAAAUGAAGUUUCGAGUGCCGAUAUCCUGCGGAGAAACGGACACGCGCCGUAUUUGCCAUGCAAAUCUGUACGGUUACUUUUGAGAGCUGUUUUCUAAUUAGUCGAGUUUGCAGGCCAUGGUCCGACAAUGAGGAUCAGAAAAUCGCUUUGUGACUGCUAAUUCCUGAUGCAUGACCCCCGAAGGCGCUUGAUUUAUGGAACCGAUUUCCAAACCCGAUUGUGUGGCAGAUACGUUUUUGCAUAGGAUAGCCGGUGCAGCGCGGCGUCCGAUACCGGAGAUCGGAUGGCGCGGGCUCGUCGGCGUAUCAGAGACGGGCCGGAGGUGUGUCGCUGCAAGACGCACUUGCGCGGGCACGCACACCGCCGGAGGGGGGAACGGAAGAUGCCGAGCGCGUGGCGGCGUUGCACGCAAAAGGUAGCAGGCUGGGAAGUGGCAGAGCAACGUCAAAGCGGGACGCAGCCCAAGCAGGAGGGCCUACUGCAGCGCGGACCGAGUUUCAACAGGGCGUUUUGCCGAAAACGCAAAGGCUCGACAUUGAGUUGCGACCGGAAUUUGAUGCGAGUUUUCGGAAAGUCGCCAGCGCGUUCAAGAAAGCAGGCUACGCUGAUUUCGAAAGGUUCUUCUUGUGACGUGCAAUUUUUUGACCACAAGUUGGAAAACGAAGUAGCGCUACUUCUUAUUAGUAGAGUAGCCUGACAGAAAACGACUAGCACUUUGACGAUAUGACGAUCUUGAAUCAUUCAAUGCACUGGUGAAGCGUCAGCACCUGCGUCCCGCUCUGCAGCGACGUCGUGUUGCGACUAGAAAGCUUGCACUCAUGUUCG